AUGGCUAACACUUGCUAUAGGCUUCUUUGUCCUGCAUUUUUUUUUUUCUUCUGUGAUGACUUUUCUUCAAGUCACUCUUGUAGAAUUCUUCUUUGCUUCUGUACUCUUCCUCUUUUACACAGGUUUCCUUCUUCUCUUUCCUUUACAUCUUCUCUCCUCCAGCUCCUACAUCUUUUCUCCUCCAGCUCCUACAUCUUCUCUCCUCCAGCUCCUACAUCUUCUCUCCUCCAGCUCCUACAUCUUCUCUCCUCCAGCUUCUACAUCUUCUCUCCUCCAGCUCUUACAUCUUUUCUCCUCCACCACCUACAUCUUCUCUUUUUGUCUUUGACAUCUUCUCUUCUUUUAUGUUUUCUCUUCUUAUUUUCAUCUACUCCACUUAUUAAAUCUUCUUUUCUCCUCCUCUUUUUAUGUCUUCUCUUUUCUCACCUUCUCCUGUCAUUCUUCUUCUUCUUCACCUUUUAUCUCUUCAAUUAUCCCUAUCUUUUUACCUCUCCUCUUCCCCUCAUCUUUUUACCUCUCCUCUUCCCCUCAUCUUUUUUACCUCUCCUCUUCCCCUCAUCUUUUUACCUCUUCUCUUCUCAUCUUUUUACCUCUUCUCUUCCCCUCAUCUUUUUACCUCUUCUCUUCCCCUCAUCUUUUUACCUCUUCUCUUCCCCUCAUCUUUUUACCUCUUCUCUUCCCCUCAUCUUUUUACCUCUCCUCUUCCCCUCAUCUUUUUACCUCUUCUCUUCUUCUCAUCUUUUUACCUCUCCUCCUCCCCUCAUCUUUUUACCUCUCCUCUUCUUCUCAUCUUUUUACCUCUCCUCUUCUUCUCAUCUUUUUACCUCUCCUCUUCUUCUCAUCUUUUUACCUCUCCUCUUCUCUUCCCCUCAUCUUUUUACCUCUCCUCUUCCCCUCAUCUUUUUACCUCUCCUCUUCUUCUCAUCUUUUUACCUCUCUUCUUCUCAUCUUUUACCUCUCCUCUUCUUCUCAUCUUUUACCUCUCCUCUUCUUCUCAUCUUUUACCUCUCCUCUUCUCUUCCCCUCAUCUUUUACCUCUCCUCUUCCCCUCAUCUUUUUACCUCUCUCUUCUUCUCAUCUUUUACCUCUCCUCUUCUUCUCAUUUUUACCUCUCCUCUUCUUCUCAUCUUUUUUACCUCUCCUCUUCUUCUCAUCUUUUUACCUCUCCUCUUCUUCUCAUCUUUUUACCUCUCCUCUUCUUCUCAUCUUUUUACCUCUUCUCUUCCCCUCAUAUUUUUACCUCUUCUCUUCCCCUCAUAUUUUUAUCUCUUCUUUUCCCCUCAUCUUUUUACCUCUUCUCAUCCCCUCAUCUUUUUACCUCUCCUCUUCUCAUCUUUUUACCUCUUCUCUUCCCCUCAUCUUUUUACCUCUUCUCUUCCCCUCAUCUUUUUACCUCUUCUCCGUUCCUUAUCUUUUUGUCUCCUCUUUUCAUCUUUUUACCACUUCCAAUCUCAUUUUUUUUUACUUCUGUUCUCCUCUUUGUACAUUUUCUCUUCUCCUCCUUUUAGUACAUCUUCUCUCCUCCUCAUCUUUUUGUAUCUUCUUCACCUCUUCUUACAGCUUUUCUUCUCUCUUCCAGCUUUUGCAUCUUCUCUUCUUCCUUUUACCUCUUCUCUUCCUUUUAUAAUUCUUAUCCCCUUAACUUUCCUUCUAUAUACUUCCUCAUUCUUUUUUUUGAUUUAUUUUUAUAUUUUCACACCAUUGUCAUCCUCUUUUUAUAUUUCCAGUCAUCCUGUCAUUCACUUACUCUUCCUCCAAUUCUUUGUUUAA
Messenger RNA from Acanthosepion pharaonis, 1770 nucleotides. The record is from the annotation of a GenBank genome assembly. NCBI's taxonomy places the organism in Eukaryota, Metazoa, Mollusca, Cephalopoda, Sepiida, Sepiidae.